CGCACGGCGUCAUCGUACCGGAUGUUGAUUAGUCUGGAGGAAGAGCAGGAAGAAAGCGCAGCAGCGCGAGCUCCAGCUGAACGGAAAUAAACAAACAGUCGAUCGGAAGCGGCUGGUGUGUUUGUGUGGAUCAUGGGCCGCAUCUUCUUGGAUCACAUCGGCGGCACGCGCCUGUUCUCCUGCGCUAACUGCGACACCAUCCUGACCAACCGCUCCGAGCUGAUCUCCACGCGCUUCACCGGUGCCACCGGACGAGCCUUCCUCUUCAACAAGGUGGUGAACCUGCAGUACAGCGAGGUGCAGGACCGCGUGAUGCUGACCGGCAGACACAUGGUGCGAGACGUCAGCUGCAAGAACUGCAACAGCAAGCUGGGCUGGAUCUACGAGUUCGCCACCGAGGACAGCCAGCGCUACAAGGAGGGCCGCGUGAUCCUGGAGAGAGCGCUGGUGCGCGAGAGCGAGGGCUUCGAGGAGCACGUCCCGUCAGACACUGAAGCUCAGUGCUGGUGUUUUGUGCUCCAGCAGAUGGGAGUAAAGCUCAGUGUUGCUCUGGCUUCAGCCAAACAGCAUCACGCUCACACUGAUCCUCUUCUGUUGAGAGCACCGCGCAACGCGAUCAUGGGGCGCUACAGCGGCAAGACGUGCCGCCUGAUCCUGAUGCUGGUCAUCACCGUCAUCUUCUUCGUGGCGGAGAUCGUAGCGGGGUACAUGGGCAACUCCAUCGCGCUGGUGUCGGACUCGUUCAACAUGCUGUCGGACAUUCUGUCGCUGUGCGUCGGGCUGACGGCGGCGCGGGUGUCGCGUCGCGCGGGCUCGGGGCGCUUCACUUACGGCAUGGGCCGCGCGGAAGUGGUGGGCGCGCUGGCUAACGCCGUGUUCCUCGCCGCGCUCUGCUUCUCUGUGUCCAUGGAGUCGCUGAAGAGGCUCGCCAUGCCGCAGGCCAUCGAUGACCCGCCGCUGGUGCUGAUCGUGGGCUCGCUGGGGCUCGCGGUGAACGUGCUCGGGCUGCUGAUCUUCCAGGACUGCAGCCGCUGCCUGCGCGCGACGCGACGGAACGACGCUCCUGUGCCGCGCGACGCGGAGGAGGAAGAAACAGUGAUGUGUGAGCCUCAGGCAGAGCUGGCGCUUUGUGUUUGUCCUGGAUCUUCAGAAGUGCACUCCACACUUGUGCUUUCUCCGUCCACAGGCCUGCAGGAGAAGAAGGCUGGGAGCGACGGGCCUCCUCUGAACAUCCGGGGCGUGCUGCUGCAUGUGUUGAAUGACGCGCUGGGCUCGGUGGUGGUGGUGGUGGCCUCGGCUCUGUUCUACGUGUGGCCCCUGGCCCCUGAGAGCCCGUGUAACUGGCAGUGUUACGUGGACCCCAGUCUGACACUGGUCAUGGUGGUCAUCAUCAUGUUGUCAGCUGCUCCUCUGGUCAAAGAAACGGCUGGGAUCCUGCUGCAGAUGAGUCCCCCUGAUCUGCCGCUCACCGCAGUCUUGGAGAGCGUGUGCAAACUCCCCGGCGUGGCGAGCGUUCACGAGGCUCACGUCUGGGAGUUAUCUAAAGGACAGAACGUGGCCUCGCUGCACGUCAAAGUGUCUGCUGACCUGCAGGACCCGGCUCUUCAGACGCAGAUCCAGCAGCUGUUCCACCGCGCCGGCGUCCACAGCGUCACGGUUCAGCUGGAGCGCGCCGACGGAGAGAUGCCCUGCUGUCCUCCUGCCUCCAGAGACGUGACCGAGAAACAGAAGCAAAUAUCAGCCAAACACACCGAGAGCACCAAGUUCUGAAGCCAUUUCUCGACCCGGCCGGUUCCCAUGAUAAUGCACAGAACAAACAGACCUCGUGUUUAAUUCCUCCUCACGACUGUGCCUCGCUGCCCUUUCAGACUCCAGCUAAUGAUUCCUAGUAAUUGUUCUUCGUUAGUUUGAGACGGUGCCUGACGGAAUCCGGAUCAUCAGUCUAAUUAAUCAGCAGCUUAUUUAUUGCUCUGAAUGAGAGACACGUCCAGCUCAUAUUUCAGCCCAAAACAACAGGAUAAAAACACAUAAUCAAGCCAAAGUCUCAUGAGUGUGUAAAGAAUGCAAACAUGAUAGUAUUUGCCGUAGUGCCUCUAAUGCUUAUGCUGAUAUAUGUAAUAAAUAAUAAUCUGUAUUACAGUAAUAUGCAAUUAUUGUUUCAAAAAUAUUUUUUCGUUUCUUUUGAUUUUGGGGUGAAAUUCGACCUGGACAUGGUUUCAUGAGAUUCGUUCCAAUAGCAUAUUUACAUUCCGUAUUGUUAUUUAUGACCUUUUGCUCUUAAUAAUCUUUAUAACUUCUUGGUAAUUCAGGGAAACGCAUAGAAUUAACUGAUAUUUAGUUGUUGUGGUGUGAGAGUGUGUGUUUUUGUGUGAGUGUGUAUUUGAGAGACAAUCAACUGUACUUUAAAACUGUAUAAACUAAUGUUAAACAUUUUGGUUGAAAUCAGAUUUAGCCUUUCUAAG
This is a messenger RNA of Sinocyclocheilus anshuiensis, 2462 nucleotides long. RefSeq names its product zinc transporter 10. Gene Ontology annotation, biological process: detoxification of zinc ion; manganese ion transport; intracellular zinc ion homeostasis. Gene Ontology annotation, cellular component: membrane. Bases 133 to 1770 code for a protein of 545 amino acids. Gene Ontology annotation, molecular function: zinc ion transmembrane transporter activity. The transcript is spliced from 8 exons. The record is from RefSeq and is a predicted model, not a curated record. NCBI's taxonomy places the organism in Eukaryota, Metazoa, Chordata, Actinopteri, Cypriniformes, Cyprinidae.